This is a messenger RNA of Verticillium alfalfae VaMs.102, 813 nucleotides long. RefSeq names its product 3-oxoacyl-[acyl-carrier-protein] reductase. NCBI's taxonomy places the organism in Eukaryota, Fungi, Ascomycota, Sordariomycetes, Glomerellales, Plectosphaerellaceae. The record is from RefSeq and is a predicted model, not a curated record. Bases 1 to 813 code for a protein of 270 amino acids. Gene Ontology annotation, molecular function: oxidoreductase activity. The transcript has 3 exons.
AUGGCCCUGUUCACCGACGUCACCGAGACGGACUUUAUGCGGAACAUGCUCACCAACGUGCUGAGCGUCUUCCUCGCCGCCAAGCACGCCGCGCCGGCGAUGCAGCUGACGUCGUCGGCCAAACCCACGGCCGGCGGCUCCAUCAUCGGCACGGCCUCGGUCGCCGGCAUCCGCUCCAACGCCGGCACGACGCCCUACUCGGCCGCCAAGGCCGCCGUCAUCUCGCUGGCGCAGACGACGGCCUACCAGCUCGCCGGCACCGGCGUCCGCGUCAACGCCAUCUGCCCGGGCCUCAUCGAGACGGGCAUGACGGCCGACGUGUACGAGGCGGCCCGCGCGCGGGGCACCGAGAAGCGCAUCGGCCAGCUGAACCCGCUCAAGCGCGGCGGCCACGCCGACGAGAUUGCCCGCGUCGCGCUCUUCCUCGGCAGCGACGAGAGCAGCUACGUCAACGGCCAGGCGUGGGCCGUCGACGGCGGGCUCAGUGCGGGCCACCCCUACGUGCCGGGUCGCAUUGGUCUUUGUUUAUCGUCAUCAGUCCACGUCCAUGCCAUCCUGUGCCGUGCCCUCCGCCCGCUCGAUCCGUUGCAGGACGCCCUCCUUCCACAGGCUGUAGUCGAGGCGUCUGCCCUCGCUGAGGUACUCGUACCUGUCCUGGAACAUGGUGUCGGCGCGGCGUAUCGUCAGCUUCGUGAGCCGCGCGGCGUCUUCCUCGCCGCCGGCCUCGUGCGUGUCGGCGUCGUCUGCGUGCGCCUCGUCGAAGGCGCCGCUGGCAUAGAGGUCGCGGAUGCCGACGUACCAAUCCUCCUGUAA